CUGUUCAUAAACAAAUUGCGGAUAAGAUUGUCGGCUUCUCUCUCUCUCUCUCUCUCCGUCUCUUCCUCUGUUUUCUUCUACAUUAAGAAGGGGAAGAGGAUUGUUUUCGUUUGUGGCCUUCUUCCUCUCUCCUUCUCAAAUCUCAUAGCAAGAUCAAGCAUCAAGCUUCUCUCUCUGUCUCGCCCUCUCUUUCUGAGGUAGAAUCGAAUCGAGAUGGCGACUAAAUGUGAGAUCUUCUGUGAGAUCCUGAUCGCCAUUCUCCUCCCCCCCUUGGGCGUCUGCCUCAGGCACGGUUGCUGCUCCGUUGAGUUUUGGCUCUGUGUGCUGCUAACAAUUCUGGGAUACAUUCCGGGUAUAAUCUAUGCACUCUACGCCAUUGUCUUUGUUGAUCGCGAUCAGUACUUUGACGAGUACAGGCGCCCUCUUUAUGCCCCGGCGUAGCACCUAUCUUCCCUUCCUGUCUAUGGGUGGUAUUAGCUGUUUCGACUGAUGAAUGUUAAAGCUACACUGUUCAGACUGCUACUGCUUUAUGUAUUAUAUUCAGAGUUUUGCUUGAUUCAUAAAAAUAGCUUUCUUUAUCUGUUCGGUUGGGAAAUGCGACGAUCUAGCUUGCUGGAUCGUUACAUCUAUUGGGAUUAAUGGUUAUCUACUGCAUAUUUGGGAGAGUUUUCUGGAAGUGGAUUCUUUGUCAUAAUAUAACUCAUCUAAAUGUUUUGAGCUUGUGAACGGAGACUUGGGCUUAUGUCCCUUACCUGUUGCUCCUUA
This is a messenger RNA of Punica granatum (pomegranate), 765 nucleotides long. The record is from RefSeq and is a predicted model, not a curated record. Lineage: Eukaryota; Viridiplantae; Streptophyta; Magnoliopsida; Myrtales; Lythraceae.